GGGUGUGCUCUCCUCACUGAAAAUGUGUUCAGGUGCAACUCACCCACAGAGGGGGAAAGUUCUCAAGUCGUUCCAAUGGAUUACAUCUAAUCUAAAAUGAAGAUUAUUUCACAAAAACGGACCCUAGUGAAACAAAGAUUCAGAAUCUAGAAAUCGUCAUCCAAAGAUCUUCUGAUGACUCGUCUUUUCUCCGCUUUCUCACGUACCCUUCCUCAUUCUUAAGCCAGACUCCUAAUCCCUCCACCUAUGGGCUAAAAACGACCUCCCUCUUCUCUCUUUGUGCUCCUUCUGCUCACCUUCUGCUCCUUCUCUCCUGUCCUGCUUUGUCAUGUCCGUAUCCACGAGGAACCCACCCCAUCGCCGGCGCUCCUUGGGUCCCGUCUCGCCCAAGCGGAUCUAUAGAAAUCUGUCGUGCCGGCUAAGGGGAGGGGAGUCGUCUGUCGGCAGGGGAGCAGGCGCACCCAAACACCUCGGCAAGUCUGCAGAUGCUUACAAGACCUUGUGGGACGCGGUGGAGAAUGAAGACACGCUGGCUGUUCAAACUCUGCUGUCCAGAGACCACAAGAACUGCAGAGGAGGAGGUGGAGGAGGUGGCGGCCUGUGGGAGAGAGGAGAAAAGAAGGACAGAGACUGGGAGAAAGAAAGGGAGAAGGGGGUUAACAGGGUGAGCGAGCAGGGUCUGGUCCCGCUGGAUGUGGCUGCACUCACCCACAAUUCCCCUCUGCUCCACGUGCUGACAAAGGCGGGAGCCAGACAUAACCCCGUUUUGUGCAGACCGGCAGACUGGGCGCUGAAGCUCGACGAUCUGGUGGCGCUGGCGAAGAAAAGGGUGGAGGAGAGGAAACAGGAGUUACCGAGGAAGGCCGGGGCCGGGUCUCACGCGCAGGCUGACGUUCAAAGGCAGAUCCGGCUUUGGAGUCUCAGGCUGCAACUGUACUGCCGGAUGAAGGAGAACUUCCACAAAACAGAACUGCCAGGAUGUCCCUGCCACGUAUCCAUACUGGUGACCAGCACGUCUUCCCUCCUGGUGGCAAUCAAAGAGCCAGACGGCGACUGUGGAGGACUCAUCACCUGCUACAAAGUGGAAUGGAGCACCUCAGCUAGCUUCAAGCGCAUCCUUGGCUCAGCUCAAGUCGCAGAGACCAAGAAUCCUUCCUAUAGCAUCAGGGGACUCACAGCUGGAGAGCAUUACUACGUCAGGGUGAGCGCCUACAACGUGAAAGGAUGGGGCCCGCCGCAAUGCUCGACUCCCGCCAGCGCCGCCCCCUCCAGCUGGAGGGAGUGCAGCGGUGUCAAGUCGCAAUACAGAAAUCACGAGGCUUUAGUCAGGAAGCUCCUGGAGGACGGCGGAGAGACACAUCGAGGAGGAUACUGUCGAGAGCGCCCCAAAGCCCAGACCCCCAGCAAGCGUCUGUCUGUGUCUCGGGGCAUCAAACAUCUGUUCCAGUCUGCUACCAAGUUUGUUCGUCUCCUACAGAGGGGCGUGUACUUGGCAACUGUCUUCUACCACAAGGAAAUCAUCCUGGUGACGGCCGAAGAUCAACUCCCACUGGUGGAGAUCCAGUGCUGCUCAACCUCGCUCAUCCACAACUUUGUUUGGUUUGCAAAGUUGUCCUGUGCGUGGCAGGAAGUGCCCCGGCUCCAGCAAGCGCUCGCCUCUGCUCAUUCAUCUCCCUCGUCGCUCCUCCAGAACAGACACAAUAUUUUAAGAGCCGUCUCCCAGCUGCAGUCAUCGUUGGGGACAAUGGACCUCGGCCAGGUUCACUAUGAGCCGCUCAAAGACCGACAGGGGAACAUUUUACUCGUGACGCUGAAGGAGUUCCCAGACCUUCCCAACCACCCGGAGCCUCCUCUACAGUGGAUGCCUUUGGCCCGCCUGGAGAAGAACCGCAGUAGAAUUCCUCUGCUGCCUGAACCCACCGCCAUGGACAUGCUCUACGAACAGCUCAGGGAGAAGCUGGCCUACCACAGACACAGCAAUCAGUGGGCCCAGCCGGGUCUGUACGUGGGCAUCCUGAAGUUAUGGAGCUCGGUGGAACAGAUAAGGGUUCUGGUGCCUCGACGGCUGCCCAAUCUACUCUGCCACACACGGGUCAGACAUAAUGCCCACGUCAGCAGAGAAGAGUGGGCGUGGCUCCAGAGUAACGUCUAUGCCACAUCCGGAGACACCGUUCCGAACUUCCUGAGCAGCAAGGAUGACUACUUGAUGGAAAAUAGCAGCUUGGUGGAGUUUAUCAGGUCUCUCAGAGCGGCGGUCUCACAUCUCCUGACAAAGCUCAACAUCCCCCUCUACAGGGCCUAUCAGUACGGGGUGUAUACCAGGGAGCUUCUGCAGUUGGGAGAGAAAGUGUCCAUGCUGCUGCUGCUUCCUCCCAGUGAAGACUUCAGCUCCAGCUACUGGCCUCUGGUAGGAACCAAGGAGCCUGGCCUCACCAUGCCCCUGCAGAUCUUCGAGCUGGUUCACCUCUGGACGUACGAACGGGACUUCCUGUCCCUGUACUGCCAGGCCUGGGUGAGGCAGGAGCUGGAUACUCACCUGGCCCAGCAGGCUCUGCGGGAGGCGCUGGACGCAAAGGAAGUGCAAGCGGCCCGCGAGCGUCUGAACCGUGUCACUGAUCUUUCUCAUCGUCUGGAUGUGGUGUGGAGGGAUGCCCGCUGGAUUAUGGACUGUCUGCAGUGCGUUAGGUCCAGGCAGUGGGUGGGGGCAGUGCCUCUGGGCUUGGUGAUGGGUGGAGACCCGCCGCCCCGCCCCGAGGGGGAGGAAGAGGAAGAAAGUUUGACAGCCAGACUGACAUGGCCCCAUCGACUGCAGUCGCUGAGGACCACCACAGACAGCUCAGUUGGAAUGCCUCCGGCUAACGUCGUCACAGCGGAGGUGUCCUCUCCAGCAGGAAGCGUAGCCGUUGCCGAGGAAGCCACACUGGUAUUAAUGGAAGGCGUUGCAAAGGGCGGGUACCCUGUAGACAUCAGCACCCAAUCAACUAUGGAUUUGACAAGCAUUGCACAAUCAGAACUAGGAUGUGCGAGCACUUUAUUAAUAGAGUCUGGACUCGAACCUGCUGCUGUUGCACAGUUGGAAGCGGGCUUCCCAGCGUUGGCUGCACCGGAGUCUGAUAGCGGGCCGCAGGACUUCCCCUCGAGCAUCACCGAGGUCAUCCGGCCAAUGGAGAUGGCAGAGUUGGUGCAUAUUUUGCCCACACUCAGUCUUAUUGAAGAGGAGACCCCCAGUGAUCCUUCAGCACCGUCGGUGAUGGAUAUGCUCCAAAGCUUUGGACUUGGUAUCGGGGAAAAGGACAGCUUCUUUGACUCGGAGCAAACACACUUGGUGCAUGGAACUGGCAGCACCAUCCAGACAAACUACAACGACAAAGACACGGACAUUAGAGUUCCAGUAGAACAAGACAUGUCUGCUUCACACUCCAAGAUGGAACACGCUCCGAAGGAUGCAUCUCCGCAGGUUCCCAACGGGGGACAGUGUCUUCCAGUGAGGAACCAGGCCGAGUGGGACAGAUCACUUAACAGCUCAUCCUGAUCCUGAUGGUUCAGCUGCAGGACAGCUCAUAACGACUCCAAUGUAGAAACUAUGAAUUCAAAUGGGUUUGUAGUCAAUAAAACUUGUGCUAUGAUACAUAUAUUGUA
Doryrhamphus excisus (bluestripe pipefish) is the source of this 3639-nucleotide messenger RNA. RefSeq names its product ankyrin repeat and fibronectin type-III domain-containing protein 1. Gene Ontology annotation, cellular component: spindle. Lineage: Eukaryota; Metazoa; Chordata; Actinopteri; Syngnathiformes; Syngnathidae. The record is from RefSeq and is a predicted model, not a curated record. Gene Ontology annotation, molecular function: protein binding. Gene Ontology annotation, biological process: regulation of establishment of bipolar cell polarity; establishment of mitotic spindle orientation.